GGCCGGCGCUGACGUCACUUCCGCCGUCUCCCCCGGCAGGCCGCAGCCAUGGCGCCGGUGGCAGCGCUGAGCCCCGAGCAGAAGCAGGAGCUGGCGACCAUCGCCCAGCGCAUCGUGGCCCCCGGCAAGGGCAUCCUGGCGGCCGACGAGUCCACCGGCAGCAUCGCCAAGCGGCUGAGCUCGGUGGGGGCGGAGAACACGGAGGAGAACCGGCGCUGGUACCGGCAGCUGCUCUUCACCGCCGACAGCCGCGUGGACCCCUGCCUGGGGGGGGUCAUCCUCUUCCACGAGACCCUCUACCAGAAGGCCGACGACGGCAGGACCUUCCCCGAGGUCAUCAAGGCCAAGGGGGCCCUGGUGGGCAUCAAGGUUGACAAGGGAGUGGUGCCCCUGGCUGGCACCGAGGGCGAGACGACCACCCAGGGCCUGGACGGGCUGAUGGAGCGCUGUGCCCAGUACAAGAAGGAUGGAGCUGACUUUGCCAAGUGGCGCUGCGUGCUCCGCAUUGGGCCCCGCACCCCCUCCAGGCUGGCAGUGCUGGAGAAUGCCAACGUCCUGGCACGCUAUGCCAGCAUCUGCCAGCAGAAUGGCAUCGUGCCCAUCGUGGAGCCUGAGAUCCUGCCCGAUGGGGACCACGACCUGAAGACCUGCCAGUAUGUGACUGAGAAGGUCCUGGCAGCUGUCUACAAGGCCCUGAGCGACCACCACGUGUACCUGGAGGGCACCCUGCUGAAGCCCAACAUGGUCACGGCUGGGCACGCCUGUGCCAACAAGUUC
This is a messenger RNA of Pogoniulus pusillus (Red-fronted tinkerbird), 777 nucleotides long. Its product is annotated as fructose-bisphosphate aldolase A-like. Gene Ontology annotation, molecular function: fructose-bisphosphate aldolase activity. Lineage: Eukaryota; Metazoa; Chordata; Aves; Piciformes; Lybiidae. Gene Ontology annotation, biological process: glycolytic process; fructose 1,6-bisphosphate metabolic process. Gene Ontology annotation, cellular component: cytosol. The record is from RefSeq and is a predicted model, not a curated record.